AUGAGGAAUCUUCUGAAUCAUGUUUUUGUUUUCUAUUUCCUUGCAUCUGGUCUGCUGUCCCCCUACUCUCACCCCUCUAGCCCUGUCCCACACUGCUGUCUCCUGUCCUACACUGUACCGUAUCCCACACUGCUGUACCCCUCCAUUCUCCCCCUCUCUCUCCCCUUUCCCCCUGUUGACCCCUUCAAUGUUGUGGACGUGCUGAAGGUGCUGGAGCUAUCUGAAGACAUGGAGGGGGUGUCAUUGGAGGCCGGUUUUUGCACCAGUCGCUCAGGCCAAGACGUAACCGACCUGUCCUAUAAGAUCCACAGGAAGAUACAGCUCAGCGCUCCCACGAAGCAGCUCUUCCCAGAUUCCAUGUUCCCAGUAGACUUCUCUGUGAUGACCACAGUUCGACCGGUCAAGGGAUCUCAGGUGUUCCUUUUCUCCCUCUAUGAUCCUCAGGGCACACAGCAGCUGGGGGUGGAGCUGGCUCGCUCUCCUGUCUUUCUGUACGAGGACCAUGAGGGCCAGCCCACCCCAGAUUUGUACCCCACCUUCAGGAGAGUCACCCUGGCUGAUGGAAAGUGGCACCGGGUGGCCUACAGCGUGGAAGGUCCUUCCGUCACUUUGUUUCUGGACUGUGUCAAAGUGGAGACUCUGGAUCUGCUGCGAGGUCACCACCCCCACGUCAGCACUGAAGGGGUCAGCGUGUUUGGGACACGUCUGUUGGACGAAGCUGUUUUUGAGGGAGAGAUCCAGCAGCUGCUCAUGGUGGAUGACCCCCGAGCGGCUGGGAACUACUGUCAGGAGUAUAUCCCAGACUGUGACAGAUCACUGACCUACAACUCCAUCCUGGUGGAGCCAGAAGAGGUGAGGUUUGAAUUCUUUGGAGCCUCUGUCCGGGGGUGUGUGGAGGCAGAGCUGGAGCGAGUUCCAAAAAAACGUGUGGUGGAGGAAUUUGAAGACUUUGACUACAGUGAACUCUAUGAUGACCUUGCAGUAUCCACAGUGACUGUAGGACCCAAUAUCACAGAGUAUGAGAUUGUAGAGUAUGAAGACUAUGACAACUCUACAGGCUACUACCAGGAACAUGAGUAUGAGUACGAGGAAGAGGGCCGCCACGGGCCUGCGGAAAGGGAACAGGCUUAUACCCUGGGCCUGGAGGGGACACAGAUUGUGGGAGCUGCUGGACCCCAAGGCCCUCAGGGAGAAUCUGGUCCUUCCGGAGUGACAGGGCCUGUGGGCCCUCGCGGAGACCCUGGUGAACUGGGCCCUCCUGGCCGGCCUGGUCUGAGUGGAGCUGAUGGGAUCCCUGGUCCUCCAGGAAACAUCAUGCUCAUACCGUUCCAGUCUGGAGGAGACCCAAGGACAGGAGCCGUGGUGUCAGCUCAGGAGGCCCAGGCCCAGGCCAUUCUGCAGCAGACCAAGCUUUCCAUGAAGGGACCUCCAGGUCCAUUGGGAUUGAGGGGACGCCCGGGGCCUCUGGGAGGGCCAGGCCCCGCGGGGCUGAAGGGGAGCAAUGGAGAGAUGGGUCCUGUUGGGCCUCCAGGACUUCCAGGAGCUCCAGGUCAAAACGGACGAGCAGGAAAGAGGGGUCGCGCCGGAUCGGAUGGUGGGCGAGGAGCCAUAGGAGAGUCAGGAACAAAGGGGGACAGAGGCUUUGAUGGACUGCCAGGUCUCCCUGGAAACAAAGGUCACAAGGGGGAGCGGGGUAAACCUGGGCCGCUGGGCCCCCCUGGACUCACAGGGGAAAAGGGCUCAGAAGGACCACCAGGUCCAAGAGGAGCUCCAGGUGAUGCUGGCUUGAGAGGCCUCAAUGGACCCAGGGGCCGACCGGGGCCCCCAGGACAGCCUGGUGUUGGAGGAAUAGAUGGGGUCCAAGGUUCAAAGGGAAACAUAGGAGCCCCAGGAGAUGUAGGAGCGCCCGGACAGCAAGGCAACAUUGGCAUCCUGGGCUUUCCUGGUCCUCAGGGACUGGUAGGACAUCCAGGAGAAAAGGGCCCUCAAGGGAAGAAAGGCAUGCCAGGGUUACCAGGAAAUGAUGGUCCCCCAGGUCAUCCGGGAAGGGAAGGAGCCGCUGGAGAGAAGGGUCUGCCUGGUACAGCGGGAGUCCAAGGGCCGGUGGGAUACCCUGGUCAGCGUGGAGUUAAGGGAGCAGAUGGACUGCGAGGACUAAAAGGCAGCAAAGGGGAGAAGGGAGAAGAUGGUUUUCCUGGGGCCAAAGGGGAAAUGGGUGGAAAGGGUGAUGUUGGAGAUAAUGGACUUCUGGGCGCUCGAGGAGAGGACGGACCAGAGGGACCCAAAGGCCAGAUGGGCCCCCAAGGAGAGUCUGGUGCAGCAGGAACCGCUGGAGAGAAGGGAAAACUGGGGGUCCCAGGGUUGCCAGGUUAUCCAGGGCGCCAAGGACCAAAGGGAUCUGAUGGAUUUCCUGGACUGAUUGGAGCAGCAGGAGAAAAGGGCAAAAAAGGUCCCGGAGGUCAGCAAGGCAGCGGAGGGCAACGCGGGCCAAACGGUUCCAGAGGUGGCCGAGGUGCACGAGGACCCACUGGAAAGUCUGGGGACAAGGGUACAUCUGGGAAUGACGGGCCUCCUGGAUCUCCCGGUGAACGGGGACCUCAAGGACCACAAGGCAGAAAUGGAGAGUCGGGACCAAAAGGAUUACUUGGUCCAGCCGGGAAAGACGGCCUUCCGGGACACCCAGGGCAAAGAGGAGAGGCGGGAUUCCAAGGCAAGACCGGGCCCCCAGGGCCAUCUGGUGUGGUAGGGCCACAGGGCAAGUCUGGAGAACCUGGACCUCCUGGGGAUCGGGGUCAUCCAGGAGCACCUGGUGUACCUGGAGAGCAUGGACUCCCCGGUGUGGCUGGAAAGGAGGGUGGAAAGGGUGACCCAGGGCUUCCAGGCACCUCUGGGAAAAACGGACCCACAGGACUGAAAGGAUUCAGAGGAAGCAGAGGUGCCCCAGGAGUCAUGGGUCCUCCAGGACUGAAAGGAGGCUCAGGACCAAAUGGACUGCCAGGAUCUAAUGGAGCUUCAGGAGAAAGAGGCCCCCCUGGUCCAGCUGGAGCUAUAGGUCAGCCAGGACGUGCCGGGGCCAUCGGGGGACCAGGACCAAUGGGAGAGAAAGGAGAACCGGGCACAAGUGGUCCAAUUGGACCUGCAGGUCAGGAUGGAGAAGAGGGUCCUGUGGGAAUGCCAGGGGCAACAGGCCCCACAGGGCCACCAGGGGAUGAUGGAGACAAGGGAGAGCAGGGUGGACCUGGACAGAAAGGCAGCAAAGGAGACAAAGGAGAAGCUGGACCUCCAGGUCCUGGAGGGCCUCAGGGACCUGUGGGGCAGUCUGGACUUCCUGGUUUGGAUGGACUUCUGGGUCCAAGAGGGCAGCAGGGCAUGUACGGGCCAAAGGGAGAUGAGGGUCUGCGAGGUUUCAAAGGCUCCCGAGGACCCACGGGUUUACAGGGGAUGCCAGGGACGCCUGGAGAGAAGGGCGAGAGCGGACAUGUCGGACUCAUGGGUCUUCCUGGUCAACAAGGCCCUGUUGGCUCUCAAGGACCAGUAGGGGGGCAGGGCCCGCCAGGCCGUGCAGGCAUGAUUGGGCAGUCAGGCAUUGUCGGAGAAAAGGGGGAGGACGGAGAGGCUGGGGACCCUGGGCCUGUUGGCUUAGCUGGAAGAAUUGGGAUCAUGGAGAGAAGGGUGACACAGGGGCCCCUGGAGCUGCUGGUCCUCCAGGUGCCAGGGGCCCUACAGGAGAAGACGGAGCAAAGGGCAAUGCUGUGA
Knipowitschia caucasica is the source of this 3756-nucleotide messenger RNA. NCBI's taxonomy places the organism in Eukaryota, Metazoa, Chordata, Actinopteri, Gobiiformes, Gobiidae. The record is from the annotation of a GenBank genome assembly.